Dromaius novaehollandiae (emu) is the source of this 4808-nucleotide messenger RNA. It is a transcript of the gene ZNF598, whose product is annotated as zinc finger protein 598, E3 ubiquitin ligase. Gene Ontology annotation, biological process: rescue of stalled cytosolic ribosome; protein ubiquitination. The record is from RefSeq and is a predicted model, not a curated record. The transcript is spliced from 12 exons. NCBI's taxonomy places the organism in Eukaryota, Metazoa, Chordata, Aves, Casuariiformes, Dromaiidae. Gene Ontology annotation, molecular function: ribosome binding; ubiquitin protein ligase activity. Bases 207 to 2837 code for a protein of 876 amino acids.
CCUCCGGGAGGGGUGAUUAGAGAGGUGGUGUGCCGCUCUAGACGGGGACUCUAUGGUCGGUCCAGGCCGGCGCGAUACGAAGCGGCCGGCUCUCUAUGGUCGGAGGCCGGGAGGAGCGUCGCGCGGCGGGCCGGGCGGCGCUCUAGGCCGGCGCCGGGCCGGUUGCUAGGCGGAGCGGGGCCAGGCCGCGGCGUGUCGGCGCCGCCAUGGCGGCCUCGCCGGCGGCCUCCCCGGGCGCGGCGGCGGCGGCGGACGGGCCGUGCGUGCUGUGCUGCGGCGACCUGGAGGUGGUGGCGCUGGGCCGCUGCGACCACCCCAUCUGCUACCGGUGCUCGGUGCGGAUGCGGGCGCUGUGCGGCGUGCGGUACUGCGCCGUGUGCCGCGAGGAGCUGGGCCAGGUUGUCUUUGGAAGAAAGCUUACAUCUUUCUCAACAAUAGCACUUAACCAGCUGCAGCAUGAGAAGAAAUAUGACAUCUAUUUUACGGAUGGAAAUGUUUAUGCACUGUACAGGAAGCUGCUGCAGCAUGAAUGCUCUUUAUGUCCAGAUGUGAGGCCAUUCAAUACUUUUGCAGAUCUGGAACAGCAUAUGAGAAAGCAGCAUGAACUCUUCUGUUGCAAACUUUGUGUUAAACACUUAAAGAUUUUUACGUAUGAACGGAAAUGGUAUUCUCGUAAGGACCUUGCCCGCCAUAGAAUCCACGGAGAUCCAGACGACACCUCUCAUCGUGGGCAUCCCCUCUGUAAAUUUUGUGACGAGCGUUAUUUGGAUAAUGAUGAGUUACUGAAACACCUAAGACGAGAUCAUUAUUUUUGUCAUUUCUGUGACUCUGAUGGUGCUCAGGAAUACUACAGUGAUUAUGAAUACCUUCGUGAACAUUUCCGCGAAAAGCAUUUCCUUUGCGAAGAGGGACGGUGCAGUACAGAACAGUUUACCCAUGCUUUCCGCACAGAAAUAGAUUAUAAAGCGCACAAAACAGCCUGCCACAGCAAGAACAGGGCAGAGGCCAGGCAGAACCGGCAAAUAGACCUUCAAUUUAAUUAUGCUCCUAGGCAUCAGAGGAGGAAUGAGGGUGUUAUAGGUGGAGAGGACUAUGAAGAAGUGGACAGGUAUAACAGGCAAGGGAGGUCAGGCAGACUCGGAGGCCGAGGAGGUCAGCAAAACAGAAGAGGCAGCUGGAGAUACAAGAGGGAAGAAGAAGACAGAGACAUUGCAGCAGCAGUCAGGGCAUCUGUUGCAGCUAAACGGCAAGAAGAGAAAAAACGGGUAGAAGAUAAAGACGACAGCAGCAGCAGAGGUAAAAAGGAGGACUUGAGGGAUUCAGAAGUACCCAGCUCCAAACGUGUGCCAAAGUCUUCAAAUGAAGCUACAGAAGCGGCUGCUGAUGGUGCUUUAUGCCAAGAUGACUUUCCAGCGAUUGGCUCAGCAGUGGGACCUCUACAGGGCUCUGCCCAGCUAGUGCCAGUUAAGCUUAAAGAAGAAGACUUCCCAAGCUUGUCAUCUUCUGCAGCACCCACCGUCUCUUCUGGGAUGUCUUUGACAUAUACAGCUACUGCAAAGAAAACAGCUUUUCAAGAGGAGGAUUUUCCAGCUCUGGUGUCCAAAAUGAGGCCUAACAACAAAACAGUAACUAACAUUACAUCUGCGUGGAACAAUGGUUCCUGUAAAAGCGUGGUCAAAGCCAUUAGUAGCCCCAGUGCAAACCAGACAGCCAAAAAGCCACCCUCCUUGAAUAGCAGUAAAGGAAGCAAGAAGAGCAAUAAACUCUCUCAGUCAGAUGAUGAAGACAGUGGCAGUGGCUUGACAACCCAGGAGAUCAGAAACACACCAACAAUGUUUGAUGUAUCGUCCUUGCUGGCAGCUUCUACCUCACAAACUUUCACGAAAGUGAGCAAGAAAAAGAAGAUGGGGGUUGAGAAGCAGAGACCAUCCUCCCCACACCUCUUACAGGAUACGUCCUUUCCCAGGUCAUCUACUGAAAAGUUGCCAGAAGCAGAGCAGACAUCAAAUGCCUUCUCUGCUCUUCAUGCCCCUGACAGAGCUGCAACUGUUAUGAACGGUCAUUCGGAAAAAUCAUUAGCAGUCUGUAGUACACCCAAAGAGCCCCCUGGCCUUAAAAAGCCCACAGUGACUAACCAAUGCCCUUCACCUCAGGAAGACUUCCCAGCUCUUGGGAGCUCAGGAUCAGCUAGAAUGCCACCGCCACCAGGCUUUAACACUGUGGUGCUACUAAAGAAUCCUCCUCCACCUCCAGGACUGUCGGUGCCUGUUAGCAAACCCCCUCCAGGUUUUGCUGUUAUUCCAUCCACCAAUGUCCCUGAAUCUGUCACUACAUCUUUGAAAGAGCCAAAAUCCUGUCAUGGAUCAUACUUGAUACCUGAAAACUUUCAGCAAAGGAACAUUCAGCUAAUACAAUCUAUUAAAGAAUUUCUUCAAAGUGAUGAGUCUAAAUUCAAUAAAUUUAAAACUCAUUCUGGGCAAUUUAGACAGGGUCUGAUUUCUGCAGCAGAGUAUUACAAAAGUUGCCGAGACCUGCUUGGGGAUAACUUCAAGAAAAUCUUUAACGAGUUGUUGGUGUUGUUGCCGGACACAGUUAAGCAACAAGAACUGCUUUCUGCUCACAAUGAUUUCAGAAUCAAGGAAAAGCAAAGCUCAAACAAACCCAAAAAGAACAAAAAGAAUGUUUGGCAAACAGACUCCAGCUCUGACCUCGACUGCUGCAUCUGCCCAACGUGUAAGCAAGUGCUAACUCAGCAGGACGUUGUCACCCAUAAAGCUUUGCAUAUUGAGGACGAGGAAUUCCCUUCCUUACAGGCAAUCAGCAGAAUCAUCAGUUAGCUUUCCCGAAGACCAAUAAAACAUUCUCAACCUAUGAAUAUGCACUUUUUGGAAUGAGGUUUGGCAGCGUAGUGUGGCUGAGGGCCAGUGCCAGUUGAGUAGUAAUACACAGGUAACUGUUAGAGAGCCCUCUCAGUGCUGUUCAUAAAUACAGUGCAAAGGGAUCAGUGGACUGCACCGUAGCUAAUUUACAUCCAAAGUCUGAGCUUCCGAAAUGCCUGAGUAGAAUUAGGCUGAAACUGCAGGGUGGGCAGGCAGGGGGCCACCUUUCUCCUGUAACAUGCAAUAGCUGAGAAAAUACUUUCUGAUCUGAAGGCUGACAGGGGACACAAUAGGGGAAUAAGCAUCUAGUUUUGUUUCUUCUUUCUUUUUGGGGGAGGUUGGGGGGGAGCUUUUGAGUCAUUGGAGCGAAUGGAAGCAAAAGUGGCUUCCUUCAUAUUCUGAUUUUGUGGGUUUUUUCUUUUUUUUUCUUUCUUUCUUUUUUGUGACCAUAAAGAUCAUGGUAGUCAGGGGUGCAAAGGUGCAGAAAAGGAAAAGAUGCUACUCACUGGUGAAUAAGACCGUUACAAUUUUGUGUCUGUAAACAUUGGGCUGCUCAUAUAGCAAAGAAUAUUCCUGUCUGAAACCUGAAUUAAUUAUACUACUUGAAGAAUUGGACUGAUCUGUGUGAUUAGUUGGACGUGAGAUUUGGAGUUGCCUCUGACCUUUUACGUAAUCAUGUUCUUUAAAGAAACUUAUUUUGUAGCACUGCAUGUAGAAUAAUAAUGUUAAGGCUUUACUUUCUGUAAAGCACACUUCAUUCACAGUAAUUUUAUUUAAUGACUGCCAUGUUUCUAAUUUCUUGGCUGUAUUAAUGGUGGUAGCUCAAAACAACAGCAUAUUGGGACAUUAAAUGCUGCUGAUCACUGACCAUGUUCAUCUGCAGUGCCUUUAAGUGCAUUUAUCUGUUUACAGUGGUCUGCACUAACAAGGAUAAUUUGUUCAGAUUGUAUGGAGUGUUUACAUCCUCGGUGAUACCGGUCUGAAGUAGCUUUGCUUCUGUUGCUUGGCAUCUAUAAAUUCCACUUCUAGGAGAUGAGAGGGGAGUCUGUUAAACAGUCUGAAGUAAUUCCUCCAGCAGCAGUGAUGACAUGUGGAGUGACAGGAUUCCUCCCCGUGGUGCACUUCCAUAGCUGUAACUCAGUGUCUGAGUCUCACCCAUCCUGGCAGACCAGAUUUAGCUAUUUUUCACAUGUAGGAGUAAAUGAAAUUAAUUUAUGUAAUUUUUUUAAUGACAAAAUACUGCUUUUAUAUAAGCAUCAUUUCUAUGAAACUGAGCUCAAACUGUUAGUGAAGAGCUAGUCCUGGCUACAGAAAGUUUUUCUUGCCUUAUACUUAGUUUGCUUGCUCUCAGGCUGCAAAGUGCUUUUGGUUUCUUUUCCAAAUACUUAAGACUGUUUUGAAUACCUGAAUGUGUCUAGGCAUCACAGGGGCCAGGCUACACGCCCUGAAAUGUGGGGAGGGAGGAUUAUUUGGCUGCAUGGCUGUUUAUAAAAUGCAUGAAAACAUGACAAGCAGUAACGCUUCCGUAUUACCGUUCCUACUUGGAGUCAGGUUCCUCUGGACAGAGCUGGGUUUCAGGCCCAUCACACUACAGCGGCGCUUCUGUGCUCGAGUUGGGAUGCCAGCUGCCCGUAAGGCAUCUCGUGCUCAAUUGCUCCACAAUGUAAGCGAUUUCCCGUCUCUUCCUUUGGUUUGUCAAGUUCAGAGGAAACGAAAUACAUAUUCUCUGAAGCAGCAUCUUUCUUACAUCUUCCCUUUACUUUCAGUUAAUUUCUUCUGUAUUAUCAGACAUGUAGUUAGUUCCUACCUCGUGGGUUGAGAACUGGAAGUGCUGCUUUGUUUCCUGGAGGUGGUCCUUCUCUUUGGCCUGAUGAUGCAGUUUCUUUGUUCCCUGUGCUCACCUGGUUCAAUAAAAUAUUACCAAAUUUU